This is a messenger RNA of Chelmon rostratus (copperband butterflyfish), 2924 nucleotides long. It is a transcript of the gene hectd3, whose product is annotated as HECT domain containing 3. The transcript is spliced from 20 exons. The coding region runs from base 219 to 2789 and encodes 856 amino acids. Lineage: Eukaryota; Metazoa; Chordata; Actinopteri; Chaetodontiformes; Chaetodontidae. The record is from RefSeq and is a predicted model, not a curated record. Gene Ontology annotation, molecular function: ubiquitin-protein transferase activity.
AAGUGCCUUCUGCUCUUCCGCGUUGUCAGAUAUCCAAAGUAAUUCACACCGAUAGCUGGUUUCAUUUAAGGUUCUUGUCGGCAGUUUGGGAGCAUCCCCUCGCAACCAGGCAGGAAAACAAAAGCAGGACAGUGGUGUGAUGUCAGCUGACGCCCCCAUGCUGUUGAGCUGCUGAGCUGCUGACUGUCACCUCCAACACCACCACCACCACCAUCAGCAUGUCUGUGGGCGACAACCCUCACCUGCUGCUUGGCAGGAUCCGCUUCCUGAACAGAUGCAUUGAGUGUUUCAAGAGGAGCGAGCCGCUGCCGGAGUGCCUGUGUUAUGUCCCCAAAGAGGUGUGCUACAAAAUCUGCAAGGAUUCAUCGUCCACCUCCACCACCUCUUCCGGAGGAGCUGCAGGAGGCUCCAUCGUAGGAAAAACGCUCGUCUCCGUCUUUGAAAAUCCACACCAAACCCCACACAUAAAGAAAUUAUGCAAGUACAACAUUGAACCAAAGAAAGGGACAUGCAUCCGGACCACGGGAGACGAAUACCGCAACAGCCAGGGUCUGUGGGUCAAAAUCAUUAAGGAGCAGAUGGAGGAGCACCGUCAAGGCAUUGAGCUGGAGGAAGGCUGGAUCCUGGUGUGUAAACACACCGAGGGAGGCGACAGGUUGGUCCCCGUGGAGUCACCAGAGACCGUCAGCAGACAACAGCAGCUCUUCGGCUACGACCACAAGCCCUGCAACAGGUGGGAGCAGGUGGUGAAUGUGGAGAAUGCGUUUUACGUGGGCUCCAAACCCAGAAUCGCUGAGAGUGACGACAACGCCAUCCAGAAGCUAAGGUAUGUCCCUCCAACCUGGACGUAUGAAUGCGACGAGGACCUGGUGCACUACUUCUGCGACCACAUAGGGAAAGAGGAUGAGAACCUGGGAAGUGUGAAGCAGUGCGUGACCAGCAUCGAUGUUUCUUCAUAUUCUGACGAUCCCAGUGGAGGGGUGAGCUGUCUGACAGACGGUGACAUUGAGACGUACUGGGAGAGCGACGGCAUGCAGGGACAACACUGGAUCCGCCUGCACAUGAAGAGAGGCACUGUGGUCAAUAAGCUGAUUCUGACGGUGGACUCCACAGACGAUAACUACAUGCCCAAACGAGUCACGGUUUUUGGAGGAGAGGGGGACAACCUGAAGAAGCUGAGUGACGUCACCAUAGACGACAACCUGAUUGGAGAAGUAUGUGUGCUGGAGGACAUGACGUCUCACCUGCCUGUAAUUGAGGUUCGGAUUGAGGAAUGUAGAGAUGAGGGGAUAGACGUCCGGAUCCGAGGCUUGAAGAUCAAGUCGUCAUGUGAAAGAGACCUGGGUCUGAAUGCUGAUGUUUUCCAGCCCUCUAACCUGGUGCGCUACCCCCGUCUGCAGGGCAACACGUCUGACGUCCUGUACCGCAGAGCACUGGUCAUCCAGAGGUUCAUCUGUCUUUUGGACAGUGUGCUUCCACAUUUGGUACCGGCCUGGGACCACAGCCUGGGUACCUUCAACCAGAUCAAAAACAUUAAGCAGUUGCUGCUGCUGUCCAAGCGCCGCUCAGCACUCAUCACCCAGUGCCUGAAGGACUCCGAGACCGUUAAGCCGAACUUCAUGCCCCGACUGUACAUCAACCGACGUCUGGCCAUGGAGCACAGGGACAACCCCUCUCUGGACCCCAGCUGCAAGAACGCUGUGUUAAGUCAGGUGUAUGAAGGUCUCAAGCCAUCUGACAAAUUUGAGAAGACUCUGGAUUACAGAUGGCCCGCUCGCUAUGACCAGUGGUGGGAAUGUAAGUUCAUUGCAGAGGGAAUCAUUGACCAGGGAGGAGGAUUUCGGGACAGCCUGGCAGACAUGUCUGAGGAGCUAUGCCCCAGCUCAGCUGAGUGUCCGAUGCCUCUGCCGUUCUUCAGCCGUACGUCCAACCAGGGUGCCGUAGAAGCAAGAGAUUACUACGUCCCCAACCCGUCCUGUAAAGAGUUUGCUAAGUAUGAGUGGAUUGGUCAGCUCAUGGGAGCUGCGCUCAGAGGAAAAGACUUCUUGGUCUUGGCUCUGCCCGGGCUGGUGUGGAAGCAGCUGACUGGAGAGGCUGUCAGCUGGAAUAAAGAUUUCCCUGCUGUGGACUCAGUGCUGGUAAACCUGCUGGAGGCCAUUGAGAACAUGGACCGGGAGACGUUUGAGUUCAGGUUUGGUGAGGAGCUGGUGUACACCACCCUGACGAGUGACGGCCAGAUGGUGGACCUCAUUCCCGGAGGCAGUAAUGUGGCCGUUCGCUAUGAGGACCGCAGCGAGUUCAUCCGCCUGGUGCAGAAGGCUCGGCUAGAGGAGAGCAAGCAACAGAUUGCAGCCAUGCAAGCGGGGCUGCUGAAGGUGGUUCCUCAGGCGGUGCUGGACCUGCUCACCUGGCAGGAAGUGGAAAAGAAAGUGUGUGGAGACCCCGAGAUCACUGUGGAAGCCCUGAAACGACUCACACACUAUGAGGACCUGGAACAAAGUGACGUCAGAGUCCAAUACUUAUGGGAAGCACUGACGAACUUCACCAAUGAGGAUCGCAGCAGGUUUCUGAGGUUUGUAACUGGUAGAAGUCGUCUUCCCGCGCCAAUCUAUGUCUUCCCGGACAAACAAGGCUCUGAAACAACUGAUGCACUUCCUCAGUCCUCCACAUGUUCCAGCACUCUUUAUUUACCCAACUACCCAAGUGCAAAGGUCUGUGAGGAGAAACUACGUUAUGCAGCAUACAACUGUGUGGCCAUUGAUACAGACAUGAGCCCCUGGGAAGAGUGAUGUCUAUGCCGCUUCACUGAAUAAACUUUACAAUCACUGUUGAAUGGAGAAAUCUUGCCAAGUUUAUCACCAUAUCAUACAGUAUAUCACAACUGCCAAUUAAUCCUAGCUGUAUAUAAUAAAGAACUAUAUGGA